AUGUAUGCCACUAUUCUCGCAACCAAGUCUGACAAAACCUUGCAGCUUCGGAAUGGUAAAAGCUAUGUGGAAUUCAGUGGCAAAGAGGACCUUGACACGCAAACCCUUGCGGCAUUUGACCCGGAAGUCUUCACAAUAAGCGACUCCUGCCCUGCACUCGAAACACUGCUUCAACAGGCGGUUGAGCGCGAAAGCCAGGCCCCUGACGACCCCAUCGAAGCCUUCGACGAAACAGCAAUGUCCUCAGCUCCAGACCUACCCGCCACACACAACGUCAACAAAAAACGACCCUUCGUCGAGAAGACUGAGGCAGCACACAACGGCCACCGGCACAGGAAGCGAAGUAAGAAGCGUGCUCGCCUGAUUGGUAGCGAGGGUCACCUUCACGGUCGCAAUGCACCGGCGAUUCAGACGUGCAUCGCUGUUCCGAGCAACGUGGAUGCCUUUACACUACCAGCCGCAACAGGGGGAUACAUUGGCAAGGACCUUACAGUUGAGAGAGGGGCAGUUCGUGACGUUGAGUGGUUCAGAUCCCAACCGGGUUGGACUUAUUUGAAGUGGGACGGCAGCCGCGCUCUUUCAAUUGUCGAUAAGGCCCAGCGCCUUAUUGUCGUUGGACUCAAGAAGAUACAGGACAAAAUGUACGACGACGACGUCGAGAAAGUCGCAGAGCUCUUGGAAAGGGCUCGAUCCACCAAGAUGACGCUAGGCCCAGCCGACACCAACCAUCUUUGUGGAGAGGGCUUUCCUGCAGCUGCUUGCGGAUGGUCCAUGGGUCAGGGCCAGAAGCAGCCUAUGCACACAGGUGGAAAAUAUGCGGGCGUCAUGCAAGAGCUCAUCGCCGAGCCUUGCAUCCAGCGAGUAGCAUCUGUGCAAGACGCUGGGUUUGCGUGCUGGUCAUUCAAGAAUUACAAGUACUAUUUGGAUGCUAUGAAGAAACUUGGCGCCUCUGUCGAACGAUUUGAACCGAACUUCGAACGAAGCCAGUUUGCGUCCAUUACGUUCAACUUCGGCCCUCAGGUCUGCACUUGCGAGCACACCAAUGCUAAAAACUGCCCGCAUAGCAUGUGCGCAAUUACUGCUGCAGGCAAGUUCGACCACACCAAAGGUGGCCACCUGGUCCUCCCAGAUCUCAAGGUCAUCAUCGAGUUUCCUUCCGGCUGUACGCUUCUUCUUCCGUCCGCCAUUCUUCGUCACCAUAACACCCCUAUACAACCUGGUGAGACGCGGUAUUCAGUCACGCAAUAUAGUGCAGGAGGGAUUUUCAGAUGGUUGGAGUACGGAAAUAGGACAGAGGUUGAAUUACGGGCUCAAGACCCCGCCUGUAUUCAAGAAGUAUAUGCAGAGAGGAAGGGUCGUUGGGCAAAGAUGGUAAACAUGUUUGUAACUCUAGAUGAAGUUCGUCAGUACCACAGUGCAGUAUAG
Messenger RNA from Marasmius oreades (fairy-ring Marasmius), 1425 nucleotides. RefSeq lists its product as uncharacterized. The record is from RefSeq and is a predicted model, not a curated record. The coding region runs from base 1 to 1425 and encodes 474 amino acids. The transcript is spliced from 3 exons. Lineage: Eukaryota; Fungi; Basidiomycota; Agaricomycetes; Agaricales; Marasmiaceae.